AUGUCCCCCAAACGAGCUUGUGAUAUCUGCAUCUCACGCAAAGUCAAGUGCAGCGGCUCCUGGCCCUGUGACACCUGUCGUGAAGCUCUCACCCGCGUCCCCUGCACCUAUCUCAAGCCGCCGCGCAAGAGAGGCCCGAAGGUGAGGCGAGUAGCUCGACAGGACCAGGACGUGGAUCAAAUCCCCAUUCCUCCGGGUGCACAAAGGAAUGAAGAAUCGGUUCAACCGGGUCCGCAAGGCUUGAAUGUACCACAGAGGGUUGCUUCCGACGAUGGGGCGCCUGCUACUAUAUCCAAGAUGGUGCUGGCUCCCGUUGUCCGCCUCUACCAACAGUAUUCGUACAGCGUUUGGCCGGUCAUCAACGUCGACAGACUGUUGGACAAGAUAGAGGAUAUCAAUCCACAGACCACAGAACACGAUGCGGGGAAUCUGGCUUGUCUUAUCACGGCUCUCUGCGCAGCGACGAUGGCUCAAUUGCAACUUGCCCCGAUGCAAGAUGGCUCCACGGAGGUGGAUAGUUCAGUGAUGGCUCAAACUUGUCUUCGCAUGAGACGUCACUGCAAUGGAAGCGAUAGGGAAUACUUUGAUUUCUGGGGGAUCUUGACCUCCUUCUUUCUGCAUGUUUACCAUGCCAAAGUGAACCAGCGCUCUGUCGCCAUGAUGUAUAUCCAGGAAGCCAUUGCGGCGGCCAAAAUGAUUCGCCUGGAUAAUGCGUCAAGGAGAACAGAUAAAAUAAAGGGACUUUAUGACGAUUUUAUCACGAACAAAGCACUGAUUUUCCCCUUAUUGUGGGUUUCGGAGAGAGGCUAUGCAAUGCAUCUCGGUCGAACUCCGUCCUGCAUCGAUCCGCCACCACUCACGGACCUCAAAGAUUCCCCUACCGAUCUUCAUGUUCAGGGAUUACUGGAUCUAGUCAUGCUGUUCAUCGCCUUCGAUCAAAUCUCUGUUCGUGGGAAGUCCCAGAACGAAAUCACUUCCGCGACGCAUCUUACAGAUACUGAGAACAAGCUGUCCUCAUUGCGCCUGAACAUUGCGGGUCAUGUCUCGACUAGAACAGCAGAUUGUCACAUCACACGAGAGUGGAUGAGGACAAUCCUAUGGCAGGAGGCGUUGUCUAUGGGUCUAUUAUCCUCGGCCACUUCGACAGAUAUCAUGACCUUCGGCUUCCCUGCACAAGUCAGUCGUGACCUGCUUCAUGCUUUACGAUUUUUCUCCGAGACCGACUUGCUGCCUCUUGGACGAGACCAGCUGUUAAAAUGCUUCGAAGUCGCGAAUUCCCUCGCUGAUACCGUCCUCCUCACAGCUUCUAGCCAUCACUCGAGUUUCCAGCAUGCACCACAAGACUUUUUGCACGCCCUUUACCAAAAGCUUUCUCCAUUCCUUGAACAAGAUCCCAUAUUGAACUCCAUUCUUCGAACCAAAACAGCCGAGGUACUUGUAAUGGCACCCGCCCGCCUACUGACAUUGGAGCCUGGCGGAGUUCAUAUCAAUGGCCGUAUUGGCCAAGGCACCAUCGAAUAUGUGCCAUAUAGCGAUACACCUGAUGAAGAUGACCAUUCAAAUCCGAUAGUUGGAAGCGGUAGCCCUCAAUUGAUGCUAUCUGCAAAUGGUUAUUCCAGGCAUCUCAGUGACUUCAGAUAG
Penicillium argentinense is the source of this 1641-nucleotide messenger RNA. RefSeq names its product putative C6 transcription factor. Gene Ontology annotation, biological process: regulation of DNA-templated transcription. Lineage: Eukaryota; Fungi; Ascomycota; Eurotiomycetes; Eurotiales; Aspergillaceae. The record is from RefSeq and is a predicted model, not a curated record. The coding region runs from base 1 to 1641 and encodes 546 amino acids. The transcript is spliced from 3 exons. Gene Ontology annotation, molecular function: DNA-binding transcription factor activity, RNA polymerase II-specific; zinc ion binding.